Messenger RNA from Linnemannia hyalina, 1158 nucleotides. NCBI's taxonomy places the organism in Eukaryota, Fungi, Mortierellomycota, Mortierellomycetes, Mortierellales, Mortierellaceae. The record is from the annotation of a GenBank genome assembly.
AUGGUCGCCUCGAAAUCCCCAGCAGAUGCGGUCCAUGAGGCUCUUCAACUUGAUCAGGUUGCCUUCCCCAAACACCUCCAGGAGCUCGCGACCAUGCUCAAAGAGAUUGAGACCAAGCUCAAGCCUACCAUCGCCAAACUGGAGUCGAAGGAAAUCGACACCUCAAAGGGACUUUCAUUCCUUGAAGUGAAAUACCACAUCUUGCUGGAAUACAUCACCAACCUCGCCUUUGUCAUGUACCGGAAACUCGACGGCCAGUCCAUCCAGGACCACCCUGCCGUCGUCUCCCUCAUCGAACAGAGGACGAUUUUGGAAAAGAUGAAGCCGGUGGAGCAGAAACUCAAGUACCAGAUCGAUAAGUUGGUUCGAGCAGCUGUUGUUGGACAGCAAGAAGGCGAGGCUCAGUCUAACGCUGGAGGUGCUGAUCCAUUGGCGUUCAAGCCCAACCCCAAGAACCUUGUCCUGGACACCGAGAAUGGCGGCGAUGACGGCGAAGACGAUCAGGAGGACAGGGACGGUGACGACAAGUCAGGAUUGUACAGAGCCCCCAAGAUGGCACCCGUCCACUUUGAGGAGGAUUCCAGUGCUGUCGCCAAGCGCCUGAAGUACCAGGCCCGUCUCCAGGCCCGCGCUGCCAAAUCGCGUGUCAUGAAGGAUUUGGUCUCGGAGUUUGACGAUCGUCCAGAGGAGAUGUCGCUUACGAACGAUGGAGUCCAUUUCGGAAUGGGCAUGGAUCAGAAGCAGCGUGAGCGUGAGGAUUAUGAGGAGGCGAAUUUCACGAGAACUAUGUUGUCAAAGAAGGAGAUUACUAGGCUUCGUAAGGGUGCUCUUCCUCGCUUUGAGAACGAGUUUGAGAACUUGAACGACUUCUCACAAAUUGCGCCAUUGCAGGAUGAUCUGGAGACAAACGAGCAGCGCCGCAGGAACGUCUUGGCCCGCCGCAACGAACGCAAGCAGGCCGCCAUGGCCCACGAUAGUGACGACGAAGACGAAGAUAUGGGCUCAAGGAAUCGCAAGAGAUCCAACGGAGGCGAUGAAAUCUUUGAUGGCCUCAUGUCAGACCCCUCCAAGCGGAGAAAGGGCAAGACCGCUUUCGACAGGAGUCAACGUAACAUUGGACGCAGCAAAUCCAACAUCAAGGGCAAGGGUCGCAAGUAA